This is a messenger RNA of Ctenopharyngodon idella (grass carp), 4104 nucleotides long. It is a transcript of the gene npffr1l3, whose product is annotated as neuropeptide FF receptor 1 like 3. Lineage: Eukaryota; Metazoa; Chordata; Actinopteri; Cypriniformes; Xenocyprididae. Gene Ontology annotation, molecular function: neuropeptide receptor activity; peptide binding. The transcript has 4 exons. Gene Ontology annotation, biological process: G protein-coupled receptor signaling pathway. Bases 117 to 1505 code for a protein of 462 amino acids. The record is from RefSeq and is a predicted model, not a curated record. Gene Ontology annotation, cellular component: membrane.
CAUCAUUUGCGCGCGCGCGGGAGAAGGUGAAGCGUUGUUCAGAGAAGCACGCCAUUAUAAUCGAGCUCUUUUUAUUCCCUUUUCAUUCCACCACUGGCUUUAUUUCACCAGUUGAAAUGAAGGACAGUAAGAAUAGCUGUGCAUUCAUGGAGGGAUUCUGGGACACUGCCUCAGAUCUCGUCUCCUGCACCAACCAGACCAACAGCACCAACUCCAGCACAACGGAGGGCGUCAUCCUGUCUCCUUAUUACCAGCAUUCACUGCCGACGGCCGCGCUGUUCACGCUGGCGUAUCUGUUCAUCUUCCUGCUGUGCCUGAUGGGAAACGGUCUGGUUUGUGUGAUAGUCCUGAGGAACCGGCACAUGAGAACCGUGACUAACAUCUUCAUCCUGAAUCUGGCCGUCAGCGACCUGCUGGUCGGGAUCUUUUGCAUUCCCACGACAUUAGUGGACAACCUCAUCACAGGUUGGCCUUUCAGCAACACGAUAUGCAAACUGAGUGGUCUGGUACAAGGAAUGUCAGUCUGUGCGUCAGUUUUCACAUUAGUUGCCAUUGCUGUGGACAGGUUUCGCUGCAUCGUUUACCCGUUCAAGCCCAAACUUACGCUCUUUGUCGCGAAGGUAUCAAUAGGGACGAUCUGGCUGCUCGCGCUCACCAUAAUGUUUCCCUCAGUGUUAAUGUUGACCGUUGAGCAAGAAAAAGGCCAUUUCAUGGUUCACAAUGACAACCACAACCACACGUACCCGCUGUACUCCUGCUACGAGACCUGGCCCGACCCUGAGAUGAGGAAGGUGUACACGACGGUCCUGUUUGUGCACAUUUACGUGAUUCCCCUGGCGCUCAUCAUGCUCAUGUACGGCCGCAUCGGGGCCAAGCUGUACACCACAGCCAUCCUGGCCAGCGCCGAGCAGCACGAUAUUCCUUCGCAGGAGAAAUGUCCUGCGUCUCAGAGGAAGAUUCGAGUGAUAAAGAUGCUGAUUGUGGUGGCCCUGCUGUUCAUGCUGUCCUGGCUGCCGCUGUGGACGCUCAUGCUGCUGACUGAUUACGCCCGUCCGGACGAGGAUAAUCUGGAGCUUCUGACCAGCUAUGUUUUCCCUCUCUCUCACUGGCUUGCCUUCUCCAACUCCAGCGUCAAUCCCAUUAUCUACGGCUACUUCAACGAGAACUUUAAGAGAGGCUUCCAGGCCGCGUGUCAGCAGCAGGCUUGUUGCCGCAGCCGAAAGAAGAGACGAUUCAGCAUUAAACAGCCCAGAGUUGGAAGUCAGGGCUGUAGCCCGUUGAAUACGGCUGUUAGCGGCAAUCCGCUCAGUCUGGGCACACGGACGAACCAGAUCUUCACCGAGAGCGACCUUACAGGCUGCGUUCGCCUGGAGCUCGAGCACAGGAGCGUGUCGAUGGACACCAAGGCCGAAGGAGGAAAUAGCGGCAUGUCUAUUAAAAAGGAAAUUCACUUUCAAGAGAUUGAGAAAGCCGGCGGUAAAAUAUAUAAUGCCUGGGAGCUCUGAAUGCAUCAGACUGAUGCAUCAGAUUGAUCGGCUGACAAUUAUUGGCCGACAGUGGAUUAUAAACAGUCGCCGUCUAAAUUAACCCGGAUACAUUCAAAAACGCAUCUUGGCCUUCGGCCUUCCAUCCACACUGAAGCUAUUUUGCCGUAUUUAGGUACGUAGGUAUUUGAAAACGAUGAUGCAUGUUUGGUAAUGUGAUGCAUAUUGUACCCAUAGAUAUUUACACUCUUAGAAAAAGGUUCAGUUGUGUUCUAUAUAGAACUCUUUUAGAAUUUUAAAGAACGUUUCACUGGAGUUCUAUUCAGAACUCUAGGGUUCUUGACUCGAUUUUAAAGAACCAUUCAUUGGGAUUCUAUAUAGAACUCUAGGGUUCUUGACUCAAUUUUAAAGAACUGUUUAUGCCGAAAAGGUUCUAUGUAAGGAGAAAUGUCUUAAAUGAUUGCAUACUUUCAUGUUUAAUGGGUUAUUUCAAUUUUUUCUAGUUAUAAAGUAUGUUUACAUGCUGUUUAAUUCAUAAACUAUAUAUUACAAUUAAAAAAUGUAUUAAAACAAAAUGAAUUAUUUAAAACUAAAUCCAUAAAAUGAUCCCAUGAUGGGAAAAGGUUCUACAUAUGAAGCGCCUGAUGGAACCCUUUAAGAUUCUAAAUGGAACCUUUUCUUCUAAGAGUGUAUGGUUAUACCAGCAUUGUUGUCUGGCUAAUUUUCAUAGUGUUGUUAAAAAUAACUGUUAGUACAGUCUUCAUAUUGCAUUCCUGCAAAACAUGCGUUUUUUGACCAGACAUGGAAUGGCGACUGAGUGCGACCUGAACAUUCCAGUAAGUAGUAGGAUAUUUUAUUAAUAAAAUGAUUGUGCCAGAAGAAUAGCGUGAGAAAAUAUUUAAUCUUGCUACCAUCUUGGUGAGCUUUUAUGUUUUACACGUGAUUUUGCACUUUCCGACGUUUCAGUGUGGAGGAGCAACUUUUGGAAAACUCUUGAAAACGCUGCUCUGGAUGGAUAGCAUUUUAUAAUGAAAAUGCUGCUUUCAAAUAUAUCCAGAUUAAUGUAGAUAAAGCCUAAUGAAAUAGAGUAAAUAUUGUGAAAAAUAAGUGCUAUUUUGUGUAAAUCUCAUUAAAAUGUAUGUAUCAGCAGUGUAGCAACCAUCAGACAUCAUAAUCUGGUGUUGUGCAUAUUGUCAUUUGUAACAUUUGUACAAAUACAGUUCUGGUUAGUUUUAUGAACUAAUCAUGAGUGUUAAUUAGAGAAGAGUUUAACACAUGAUAUUCCUUAAUGAUUGUCUCUGCAUCAGAUUAUAAAUAUCAUCUGGCUGGAAACACAUGUGAGGCGUUUCAUUAUUUAGCCUUACGGGGGAAACGUGCGAGAGCUGACAUUUAAGGAGUGAAAUGAAUUGUUCUCCUUCACUAUAGGAAAACGAUAGACCUAUUGACGACGGAACCAUUUCCGAGAAAAUUACAGGAAAACUACAUACACCUGCAGCAAAUUACACCGCGGUGUUCCUCCCUCAUGGCUGAAAGUCAUAAUUUCCCAUGAGAGAUGAAGCCGCUUGUGUUCUUGAAUCUUGACCAGCAGGAAUAUGCUGGAAUAUGAAGGAUUACUCUGUUUACGUACCUGGAGACGAAAAUCGAAUGUCCUCAGAGCCGCCUGAACCUCAGAUGUGUUUUUAGUGUUUAUCUGAAGCUACACCUUAUUCUGCUGUCAUUUAUAUCCGAUUGAAACGCUUCUGAUUUUGUCUGUGGGGAAUUGAUUGGAUGGUUGUGGUUUGCUAUUGGUGGAUCUCAUGUGAGUGACAGGUUGCCCCACCCUCGUCAUCAGAGAAGAGAAGAGAUGCUGCAAGUUAUUCUGAUUCAAGUUUAUGAUUGAUUUAAAAUCAAUGUCCUACUUUUUUUGUUGUCAUUGUAUAACCCGUUUACCAAAUACGUCACAUUAUAGAAGUAAAUGAGCUGUUUCAUGUUGACUUUAAAUAUAUUCUUUGGCAAUAUGAGCUGAAAAUGUAAUGCUGAGUAAGAUUGAUUUAUAUAGGGCAGAAUUUCAAAUAUGAAAGUGAUUUUUUUAAUACACUUCAAUUUUGAUAUUACUGUGACAUGUGAAAAAGAAAAUGGCACAUGAAGUCAGUCAUUUAUCAUGAAACACUGUGGCAUUAAUCUGAGUGAAACUUCACUCUAUGAAGGACAUUAUGAGAUUUUCAGAUGGUUUUGUUUUCUUCUCAGUGUGUGCCUGACAGUGUGUGAAUAUCCAGCAGGUCACUGAUGUGAACCAUGUCACGCUUUUAUUUUUGGAUGUUGUUUGUCUUGCUGUUGUGUUACUUACAAGACUGACAGUUCAUAUAAGAGACCUUUAACUGAGGAAUAAUCGUCAUACAGGUUCAUUGGGUGUUUGCUUUGAUUAUCCAAAUGAUUUUAGACUCUUUAACACUGAAUUAUUUCAUGACGGUGGGAAAAGUGAUAGAUAGAGUCCUCACACUUUCAUUGUGAUUUAUAUGUACAUUUGUAAAUUGUACUAAAUUGUUUAAACUGAAGUUUAAAAUUGUGUGAUUAAUUGUAAAAUUAAAUAAAUCAUUGAAAAUAUGUAACAUUGCAGAAACGUUUGUGGUUAUUAAUUGAA